AUGCACAUGAGGCACAGUAUCGGCGACGCGUUUUGCUCAUCAGCACUCGGCGCUCAAGAAGACGUGUGCUCAACGCUGACUGUCAGCUCGCAAAAUUCUGGAGUUGAACAACUGAGAAGCUCAGGCAGCGGAAAUAUAUUCAGAGAAGCGGGUUCUAGUAAACGAACAUUUAUUUUCUAUAGUAGUACUCGACCGGUUUUGCCUUAUGUUACGCAUUACUCGGAUUCGGGUUUUGGUUCGGCGCCGUCGGCCGGCUCAAGUUGCUCAUAUCUUCCACCACCUCCACCAUACCGAUUACGACCUACCCGACCGCAGCACAAGAUUCAUCGAAGUCUCAGUGAUUCCAAGUAUACGGGAUGUUUAAUCAAUAGUUUGGUACCUAUGAUGCCCCUACCUUUGAUGUCAUCCCCGUUGAAUAUGCUCCAGCAGCAGCAACGCGGUGCUCGUGGCGCCAGCUGGAAUAGUCUGAGCCCGUCGCCUUCGAUGUCAACAGUCUCGUGCCCUGAGUACCCAGAAUUGCAAGAAAAGCUUCACAGACUUGCUAUGGCUCGAGACAGUCUUCAGUUACAAGUGUCAGUGCUCAGUGAGCAGGUUGGAGCGCAGAAGGAAAAAAUACGUGAUCUCGAGAACCUUCUAGCCAUCAAGAGAAACAAUCUCACAUCAACUGAAGAGCUCCUUCAAGAGAAGUAUCAUCGUAUUGACGACAACAAAGAGCUGGAGUCAAAGAAAAUGGACCUUCUUGCCGAGGUUUCGACGCUGAAACUCAAAUUUGCGACACUUGAGCGUGAGAAAAAUGAGACCGAGAAGAAGCUGCGACUCUCACAGAACGAAAUGGAUCAUGUCAACCAAUCCAUGCAUGGAAUGGUUGUUCAACAGCAACUGCAUCAGACAAACGGCUAUCCGUACAUGUCACCGUUGAGAGAACAUCACGGAGAGAAGCAAGAUGAGGAAAUGACACAGCUUCGACAUACUGUGCAAAGAUUGAUGGCCGACAAUGAGCAAAAGUCGAUGCAGAUCAACAAUUUGAAAUGUGCUUUAGAUGAGCAAAUGCGUUCAAGAUCGCAACAAGAAGAGUUCUAUGCGAGCCAACGAUGGGGCGAACAAGGGCCAUUUGAUGUCAACGCACAGAUUCGACGGCUAUUAAUGGAUGAACCGUCCGAUGCGAUCUCACAUUCAACCUCAUUCCCAGUGAGCUUGGCCUCAACAAACAGCGUUGGAAAAACUCCUCGAAGUACAGUUCAAUCAUCGUCAUCAUAUACUUCAUCACUGUCAGCUGCUUCUCCUCAGCACAGUUGGUCAAACGCUGGAACUCCACGACAUUUGCAUCCGGUGUCAGCAAAUCAGCGUUUAAACAAUAUGCCGCAAUACCGAUCUCCUUCCAGUCCAGCGGCUCGUCAAUUGGCAGCCGAACUUGACGAACUUCGACGAAUGGGAAUCGAAGCAAAUAGCUCACCGCAUAAUUAUUCCACAGUUAGUUUGCCGAGAGGUGUUGGCAAGGCAUCGUCUACCCUUACUCUUCCAGCGAAGAAGCUCUCGAUCGCUUCAGGAACAUCCGCUGGUGAGUUAGGCUCGUCGAGCAGUAUUGCUCUGCCGCCGAAACGCAAUUACCGGUCGCAAGUGAAUCGUUGGAUCACUGAGAAACUGAGGCGGACAAAACGAGCUCUUAGUGCUCCAAAUUUAGUUGAAUCCGAUGAUGAAGUGGCGCGCGGUCGUCACUCCAACACUGCAUCACAACAAAACCUCAAGUCGUUCUCGCGAGACCGAACACGUUCCUCGCUUCGCAAUAUCUUCAGUAAACUGACUAGAUCGACAUCACAAGAUCAGAGCAACGCAUUCCGACGUGGAAGCGCCGCGAGAUCAACAUCAACCGCUCGGUUAGGGUCUGGUUCACUGAAUGGCUCAAUUUCGAAAAGACCGCCACUUUCUCAAUUUGUUGAUUGGCGAUCAGAACAGCUGGCAGAGUGGAUAGCAGAGAUUGGUUAUCCGCAAUACUACCAUGAUGUUGCCAAGCACGUUCGCAGUGGGCGUCACUUCCUGAACAUGAACUCUCAUGAACUGGAAUCUGCGUUAUGCAUUAAAAACUCAAUCCAUCGCAAACGGGUAUUGCUCCUUCUUCGCCGAAUUGAGGAGGAUAUUGUUGAGCCGGCUAACAAAUGGGAUGUUCAUCAAACCCUCCGUUGGCUUGAGGAUAUUGGUCUUCCUCAAUAUAAAGAUACUUUUGCUGAGAAUGUCAUCGAUGGUCCAAUGCUACUGGCAUUGACUGCUGCAGAUGUGAUCGAGAUGAGGAUUGUAAACGCUCAUCACUACACCGCAUUGGCAAGGAGUAUCCAGUUCUUAAAACUGACAGACUUCCGUUUCGAUGCUCUUGAGAGAAAACUAGAUCCGAAUGUUAUCGACCGCUAUCCAUGUCCGGAUUUGGUGGUUCGUUGGAAUCAUCAAGCAACAUGCGAAUGGCUUCGCAAGAUUGAUCUCGCCGAAUUCACACCGAACCUCCUUUGCGCUGGUGUUCCCGGAGCAUUGAUGAUCUAUGAACCGACAUUCACGGCUGAAUCGCUGGCUGAGAUUCUUCAAAUGCCGCCACACAAAACGCUGUUGCGCCGGCACUUGACGUCGCAUUUCAAUCAACUUCUCGGCCAAAAGAUUAUCGCCGAUAAACGCGAUUUUCUCGCUAGCGAGAAUUAUCCGCAAAUUUCGCCGACUAUCCGAAUCAAGAUAAUCCGUAAAGGAUUCUCAUUGACCAGAAAGAAGGCAAAGAAUGAAAUAUGUCUGGAGCCUGAUGAGCUUUUAUGCCCACAUUCAUUGAAUCACAAGUACCCGACAACGAAUGCUGACACCAGCUCGUUGGAAUCCUCAAACGUGUAG
Messenger RNA from Caenorhabditis bovis, 2862 nucleotides. Lineage: Eukaryota; Metazoa; Nematoda; Chromadorea; Rhabditida; Rhabditidae. The record is from the annotation of a GenBank genome assembly.